Aureobasidium subglaciale EXF-2481 is the source of this 2556-nucleotide messenger RNA. RefSeq lists its product as uncharacterized. The record is from RefSeq and is a predicted model, not a curated record. Gene Ontology annotation, biological process: endoplasmic reticulum to Golgi vesicle-mediated transport; mitotic spindle assembly checkpoint signaling. The coding region runs from base 1 to 2556 and encodes 851 amino acids. Gene Ontology annotation, cellular component: RZZ complex. Lineage: Eukaryota; Fungi; Ascomycota; Dothideomycetes; Dothideales; Saccotheciaceae. The transcript has 3 exons.
AUGUCGACCAACGAUCAGCUCAAGCAGGCCAUCGUCGACAGUGUCGAGCAUGGAACCUAUCCAGAGGCUGAUGUCUCGUCAGCCGAAGUCCCAUCGACGCUCCUCCCCGCCCUCCUAGCCGAUCUCCAGAAAGCCCGCGACGAAGUAAAGGAGGACAUACGUAGUCUGAGUAAAGACAUCGCGCCCGACGUCGACGGCUGGAUCGCGCAAGCCAAGAAACUCCAAGGCGACAUCGAACGAUCAAAAGCAACAGCAAGAGACAUUGUAGCCCAAGCCGAAGCCGGAAAGGCCUUGAAAGAGGAGACGCAUGAUGCCGGGAACAAGGUCCACUUGCUUGAGAAGGAGGUCGCCUUCAACGAAUCCCUGGCCUCCACCCUGGACCUGAUCAGAUCAUCGUGUCGCAUCCUCGACCAGGCAGAUGAAGCAUACGCCAACAACGAUUUGCGCGCCACCCUUGAUCACAUCAAGCGAUGCGACGCCUCUAUAGCUGCUCUAUCCGCUGUCCAGGACACCAGAGCUGUGGGCCUUUUGCAGACACGCAGCUCGCGCUUCAAGGCCACCCUUCUAGACAAGACGACUGCUCUAGCACAGGCUCUCAUACAGUGCGACAUUGAAACUCGCUCUCUGCUUGUCAAGCACGAGGUCCCAGAUAUGCCCACUGUCGACCUGGAAUUGCUUGUAGAAACGCUUUCGUAUCUGGGGGGCCUUGAUGUCUACAUCAGACGCUUGAAGCGUGAUGUUGACUUCGCCCUGAUUGACCACCGUCUCUCCAUGAAACCUGGCCAAUACUCUGUCUUCAACAUCACCGAUGCAUCUAUAAUCGUUUCCCAGGCGAACGCAAGGCCUGGCACUAUUGCCACUCUAGACGACAUCUGGGCCUGCUUGGAAUUUCUCUCAAUCCAUCUACCAUCAUCAAUCUGCGAGCCACUCUCACAGAAGCUUCUGCCCUCUUUGUUCGAGACACUCACAUACACUUGGCUGGAUAGAUCUGUGCCCGUCCAGAUUGAACAGAUGCCUGUGUUUCAGCAGAUUCUUGAUCGCGUGUCAAAGCUAGCUGAUCAGAUUGACACGCUGAACUGGCCAAGUACCGCUUUGCUCAAGGAUUGGGUACAAAAUGCCCCCAGGACGUGGCUAUCCAAACGCAGAGAGAUGGCUCUCGGUGCUGCAAGGAGUCUGCUCUUUUCUGGUCUAAAGACACGCAAGACUGUCGAGAGAGUCGAGACGCAGACCGUCUCGAAAGGCGACGCCAUUAUGGGUGGAAGCGACGUUGACGAAGCAGAUGACGCUUGGGCUGCUGACUGGGAGGAAGAGACACCAGAAACCGCCAAGGUUGACGCCUCAAAGGCUGCGACUUCGACCAAAAACGAUGACGAUGACGACGAUGCUAGUGCGUGGGAUGUGGAUGGAGACGACACAGAUAAAACGGCCGUCUCAUCUGAGCAACCAGCCAAAGAUGAGAAUAUGGAAGAAGAUGAUGCAGCGGAUGCUUGGGGUUGGGGCGACGAUGAACAAGUUGCAGACGAAGCACCGAAGUUGAGCUCUCCAAAGAAAACAAAGAAGGCCGCGUCAACGGAACAGGUAACACAGUCUGGUGACAGAGAACUCACACUCCGAGAGACAUACACUGUGACAGCAGUACCGGACGGCAUUCUCGAUAUAGUCCUGCAAGUCGUGUCUGACGCCGAGACGCUAACAGACCCGAGCUACUUAGGAUCACCUAUAGGACCGGCAGCCUCGGCGCUGUACACUUUGCCAACCUUCAUCCUAGCAAUUUACAGAGCUACAGCAUCUACAGCUUACGGAAAACUGGACUCUGGCAACAUGUUGAUCUACAACGACGCAUCUCGACUGGCCGACCAAAUCCGUUCUUUCGUUGUCAGGCAAACGGAAAAAGAUCUGACAUCGAGUCUACCCAGCCACUUACGACCAUCGUCGCGCUUGAGAUUGGACAAUGACAUCAAGGCAUUGGAGACAUUCGCAAAGAGAGCAUACAGUGCCGAGAUGGAGUCUCAACGUACGAUUGUCCGUGACAUGCUCGACGGAGCCCAAGGGUUCUCCAACUGCAAUGCCGAACCGUUUGCGAGUGCAUGCGACAGUGCGGUAUCCAUUACCGAAGGACGCCUACGCGAUGUGCACAAGCAGUGGGCACCAAUCUUGUCGAGAUCGGCAUUGUUGCAGUCUUCUGGCUCACUGCUCAGUACAGCAAUAUCCAAGAUGAUCAUGGAGAUUGAAGAAAUCCAAGACAUUGGAGAGGAAGAGUCGGCGAAGCUCCGCAAGCUUUGCGACAAAAUUUCCGAAGUCAAGGAUUUGUUCAUUCAAGAGCAUCCCGAGGGUGGAGAGGCAAGCAACAUGACCGGUAUCUACUGUCCAAACUGGUUCAAAUUCCAAUACCUUGGGGAACUAUUGGAAAGCUCACUCGCCGAUAUAAAAUACCUGUGGACCGAAGGCGAGCUGAGACUUGAGUUUGAUGUAGAUGAAGUGACGGAUUUGAUUGAGGCAUUGUUUGCGGAUAGUGAUUACAGACGCAAGGCGAUUGCAGAUAUCAGGAGGAGCUAG